This is a messenger RNA of Closterium sp. Naga37s-1, 552 nucleotides long. The record is from the annotation of a GenBank genome assembly. NCBI's taxonomy places the organism in Eukaryota, Viridiplantae, Streptophyta, Zygnematophyceae, Desmidiales, Closteriaceae.
AUGUUGGUAGUGCUCGCAGGCAAGCAUGCCACCUUUGAGGACAAUGGUCGCUCCUGCUCCAACCAAAGCCCCUUCUCUACCUCCUCUCACCUCCUUCCACCGCAUCCCACCCCCUUCCACCCACCCCUUCCAUUACAUGUCCGGGAGAAGCUGGCUCAGGGGUCAGUAGAGGAGAUUGCAGAUCCCCGCAUGGGCCCCAUCCCUCCAGACGCCCCUCCAGACGCCCUGCAGCGCAUACUAGACCUGGCCAUACGCUGCACUGCCACCUUCACUGCCGAUCGCCCUUCCAUGGGCCGCAUAGCCCAGGAGAUGGAGGCGCUUCGAUCCGAGGUGUGUGGUGGAGAGGAAAAGGUGCAUAAGUCUCACAAGGUGGUGGAUGCAGAGUUGAAGGAGAGGAUGCAGGAGCAGAGGCAGUUCAGUGAGACGAUGGUGAGUGUGCUCGCGUCGAUGAACUCUGGGAGCAUAGGGAGCGUGAGCAGCUUGUGGAAUACCAGAGAGCCGGGGAAAACAGGGGACAUGAGUGGUACAGGUGUGCCUCUACCAGACGUGUGA